AUAAAAGAGUCAAUAAUUUAACUCCUUAAAGAAGAUAGCUUUAAAGCUUCCAUGCCUUGCUUUUACGCACACCCAAAAAGCUCUCAUUACUAAUGGAUUACUCUCCAUUCUCCUCUUGAAUUCUACACUACCAAUGGAAUUCAAUUUCUCUACUCUUUCUUCACACCCUCUAUUCUCCACAAUUGUUACUCUAUACACUUUAAUUCUCCUUUAUGCACCAUCCUUGUUUAUUAGAAUUGUUCUUUCUCCUGUCCUCAAUUCCACCGGAAUCAUACUCCUUUUCCUCCUCAAGUUAGGUACCAAUGAGAGAUUGGAAAAGGAAUCCAAUUGUUUCGAACCAAAAGUUCUUGAUCAUAAAGAUGAACAACAUGAACAACUUACUUCUUUGGAACAAAGGUUUCUUGACUUGGUGGAUCGAAAUCAAACCCACAAAGAAUCCCAUCAAAUGCAAGCGGAAGUCGAGCAUGAUUUAGGCUCGGGAUUGAAUCCCCAAGAUGAUCAUUACAAAUGGGAGUUACUAGAUAAAUAUUCCAUACAAUCAUCAUCACAAGUGGUUGAUAAAGUAGACCCAAGAAUGGAAUUGGAUUCCAAGCAAGUGAAUGCAACAAUGAAGUUUCUUAAAUGGAACAUGAAAGCACCAUUAGAGAUCAUAUAUGAAGCGUAUGAAGGAGAGGAGGAGGAGGAUGACGAAGAGGAAGAGGAAGAAAAAGAAGACGAUAAUAAUGAAAUGAACAUGGUUUAUACGGAUAAACACUUCUCGGAAAUCGAGAGAUAUCCAUCGUUAUCGAUGUAUUACCCCGAGAGUGAGACAGAUAGCUCGUCAGAUGAUGAUUUUCCGAUGAACAAAAAGUGGGAAACACACGAGAGCGUGUUUUUUAAAUGGGAAAAGGAAGACGAUGAUCGGGAAGAGCUUAUAGAGAUUUCGGUAGAUCUUUACGAGAAGAGAAGUAUCGAAUUAUGCCGUGCCGAGGAAGAUAAUUUGAUUGAAAUCGACAUUUUUCAGGAGAGAAAUUGAAAUUCUAAGGGGAGCAUAUAUUCGACCGGGUUCUUAAGGUAUAGAUUUGGUGACAUCUAACAUAUUGAUAAAUAAAUAAAUAAUUUUUUACGUAAAAAUGCAAAUGUAUGGGGGAUUUUGGACACAACAAUACUUGGUUUGCAAAAUAAAGAAUUGAAUUUUUAUAAAUGCCCAUAAUAUUUGCUUGACUAAAUGUUGGAUAUGGUUUUCUUUUAUCAGUUCUUAUAGAUUUGGAACAUUCUUUAAUCGCUAACAUUCUUUGUUUUUUUUAUGGUUCCACAUAUUAAUCUAAAAUUGUACUAUUGAAUCUAAAUUUCUUGCAACUAUAUAGAUUAACGGUGUUAGAUUCAAUCCCUAAUACUAAUUUAUAUAGAGUGUCUAGUAUAUUAUUCAUUUUAUCAUAUAGUAUCCAUUAAGUUCUUCUUCUUGUGACCUUUCACUUUCUUGUGAUAUUUUUAACUUUCUUACUUUCUUGUGAUAUUUUUCACUUUUUUUACUUUCUUGUGAUAUUUGCAACUAUGUCAUAAUGUGUUUUAAGUGCAUUUGGUUCUUGUUCGU
Messenger RNA from Helianthus annuus (common sunflower), 1573 nucleotides. RefSeq lists its product as uncharacterized. NCBI's taxonomy places the organism in Eukaryota, Viridiplantae, Streptophyta, Magnoliopsida, Asterales, Asteraceae. The coding region runs from base 134 to 1015 and encodes 293 amino acids. The record is from RefSeq and is a predicted model, not a curated record. The transcript has a single exon.